AAGGCGCCGCCAUGACGCAAGUGGAGGAGGCGCUGCGGAGGCAGCUGGGCAAGUAUAAGUUCAGAGACCUGACCAUAGAAGAGCUGAAGAAUGUUAGCAAGACCUACCCCAGCUUCACAUUCUCCAUGAACACAUACACCUUCAAGGAUGGAUCCCAGAAGGACCUCCUGAAUUUUAGUGGCACUGUUCCAGUGAAAUAUGGUAAUUCCUGUAACAAACCCAUUUGUCUGUGGAUCAUGGAUGCUCAUCCCUUUGCUCCCCCCAUUUGCUUCCUGAAGCCAACUGCAAGCAUGGGUGUUGUGGUGGGGAAACAUGUCGAUGCACAGGGUAGGAUUUAUUUGUCCUACCUGCAGAACUGGAGCCGUCCUAAAUCAACUCUCAUUGGAUUAAUCAAGGAAAUGAUUGCAAAGUUUGAGGAAGAGCUCCCUUUGUACUCACUGUCAUCUUCUGAUGCAGCCAGGCAAUCAGAACUUCUCUCCUAUAUUGCAAAGAUUACUGAAGGAGAGACUGACGUGAAAUCAAGGAGUAAAACUGGAGGCAAAAAUGAAGGAUGUUUUAACAAAAUUACUGUUGUUGGAUCUGGAGAUCUUGGCAUUGCAUGUGUACUAGCAGCAAAGGAUGUUGCAGAUAAGGUGGUUCUUUUGGAUCUCUCUGAAGGUGCAGCAAAAGGAGGGGCCAUGGAUUUGGAGAUUUUUGCUGUGCCAAAUGUGGAGAUCAGCAAAGAUUUUUCUGCUUCGCUGGUGCUUACAGUUAAUUCUCUGGGUAAUGCUCAGACUUACCUUGAUGUCAUACAAAGCAAUGUGGAUUUGUUCAGAGGAAUUAUUCCAGCAGUAUCCCGUUACUGUCAGAAUGCUGUUCUCUUUCUUCUUGUUGCCUCUCAGCCAGUUGAAGUAAUGACAUUUGUGUUGUGGAAGCUGAGCUCAUUUCCCAAAAGCAGAGUAAUUGGAGUAGGUGCCAACCUCGAUUCAGAGAGAUUUCAGUACAUGUUGACCAGCCUUUUGAAAGAAGAAGUGCUGGCAAAAGAUGCCUGGGUUGUUGGUGAACAAGGGGAAGACAAAGUACCAUCAUGGACCAGCUGUAAUGUAGUUGCAAAUCAAACAGAAGCAGUGGCUGCUCGUAACUCAAGGGAAAAGGUGGCUUACAGAGCUAUAGAAGUCUUAAAGGGAAAAGGUCAGACGUAUUGGUCUGUGGGGCUCUCAGUUGCUGAUUUGGCUGAGCUAAAAGAUAAAAGAAAGGUUCAUUCUGUAUCCACUCUAACAAAGGGGUGUUGCAGUAUAAACAGUGAAGUAUUCUUAAGUCUCCCAUGUAUUCUUGGAACCAGUGGAAUGAUUGAAAUGGUCAGACUGGAGGAAACGGACACACUGGUGCAAGAGAAGCUGCAAAGCAGUGCAGGCUCCAUUCAUGUCCUCCAGCAGCAGCUGAAACUGUAAGGAAGCACAAGGGAAGCCUCUGUGUCUGCUGACUGAAGCUGGAAAUCUGCAAGGCAGAAGAGCUUGCUUCAUAUAUAUGGAUUUCUGUAGAAAACAGGAAGCUUUGUUACUUUACUUUCCAAAAGUGCUUUCU
Molecule: messenger RNA, 1563 nt
Organism: Hirundo rustica (Barn swallow)
Lineage: Eukaryota; Metazoa; Chordata; Aves; Passeriformes; Hirundinidae
Gene: UEVLD
Product: UEV and lactate/malate dehyrogenase domains
Biological process (GO): carboxylic acid metabolic process; protein modification process; endosome to lysosome transport
Cellular component (GO): ESCRT I complex
Molecular function (GO): ubiquitin binding; oxidoreductase activity, acting on the CH-OH group of donors, NAD or NADP as acceptor
Source: RefSeq, a predicted model, not a curated record